Messenger RNA from Erythranthe guttata (spotted monkey flower), 1478 nucleotides. It is a transcript of the gene TCP12, whose product is annotated as TCP domain protein 12. Lineage: Eukaryota; Viridiplantae; Streptophyta; Magnoliopsida; Lamiales; Phrymaceae. Gene Ontology annotation, cellular component: nucleus. The record is from RefSeq and is a predicted model, not a curated record. Gene Ontology annotation, molecular function: sequence-specific DNA binding; DNA-binding transcription factor activity. Gene Ontology annotation, biological process: regulation of secondary shoot formation.
UCUCUCUCUCACACACACACACACACAAACACACACACACACACAAACACACACAGUCUUGUUCUUCAUCAUCAUGCAAGCGACUCCGUUCUUACCGGACAUGUUUGAGAAAGAAAGAUAAAACCCUAACUGUGUAAAUUGAAUUUAUACUGAACCAUAAUUCAUAAGCAAAAUCUCAGACAUGUUUACCGACGAAUCUUUUCCCUCUGAUCAUCGAAACCCUAACCCUAGCUCCAUACAAGAAUAUUACAACAACCCUCCAUUUCUCUUCACUAAUAACAACUCCUGCUCCCCUCCACCUUUUCUCGACGAUCACGACUCCCCGUUGAACCAGAUUUUCUUGUUCCACAAGAAACCCCAACCACCACCAUCACUACUGAAAUGCAAUAGUACUAUCGACGAGUCGUCGUCGUCGAAAUUGGAUGAAAAGGAAAAGGAAGUCAAUCGGAUAAUCUCUAGAGGGAACACGAUCUCGCCGUUGAAGAGACGGAACCUCGGCGCGAUUCCGCGGAGGAGAGCGGGGAAGAAGGACAGGCAUAGCAAGAUCUGCACGGCUCAAGGGAUUCGAGAUCGACGGAUGAGGUUAUCUCUUCACGUUGCUCGUAAAUUCUUCGAUCUUCAAGAUACUCUUGGCUACGAUAAAGCGAGCCAGACGAUCGAGUGGCUGUUUAAUCAAUCGAAAGGGGCAAUAAAGGAAUUGGCCAAGAAUGAUGAUCAAGAAAAGAGCCAUGAUCAUGUGGAAGAAUAUUCCGAUUUUAAUAUUUCUGAAUGCGAUGAAGAACCGGGAUCGGGAAUAAUCGAAGAGAAUAAUAAUAAUAAUUUGAUGACGCCAUUUUGCGUUGUUAAAGACGAGAUCGUUAGAAAACCUAGCAAGAGGGAGUUGAGGGAAAAGGCGAGAGCUAGGGCGAGGUGUAGAACACUCGAGAAGAUGAUGAAUAGAUGGUCUAGAUCAAACCCUAGUGACGAGGAUCGUCUUUCGAAAUUAGGGUUUUUUAAUAGCCCUUUUGAAGGUGUUUUUGUUGAUGGCGGUGAUCAAGAAUCGAAGUACGAAACUAAUAACCAAUUUGUUUGUGAUUCGAUUGAUCAUGAUCAAAAGCAGUACUUAGCCGACGUGGGAACGAUCGAGAAAUUGCUGAUGGGGAAUUCGCAGAGUAGUAGUUUCGAUAUGGGAGUUCUUGGAAACUGGGAUGUGUCGAACAACGUUGAUCGAACAAAUUCGAUUAUCGAAUAUGGAGUCUCAACAAUUCAUGAAGAGGAGCCAUUGGCAGGUAAACCCUAAUAAUUAUUCAAUUUACUCGAUCGGUUACCUCGAAAUUUAUUUCCAUGGUUUGAUUUUCAGUAAAUUUCAUCAAUAAUUGCACACCCCUAUUAUUUACUAUAUAUAUUUGUCAGAAGUUUGAAUCCCUUUGAUAUUUCUUGUAUCGGUUUAGGGUUAAUAAUAUUGUAAUCAUCUUCUUGUUGAUUUUCGAUUCCGAUUC